Rhea pennata is the source of this 6234-nucleotide messenger RNA. RefSeq names its product post-GPI attachment to proteins inositol deacylase 1 (gene PGAP1). The transcript is spliced from 28 exons. The record is from RefSeq and is a predicted model, not a curated record. Gene Ontology annotation, cellular component: endoplasmic reticulum. Lineage: Eukaryota; Metazoa; Chordata; Aves; Rheiformes; Rheidae. Gene Ontology annotation, biological process: endoplasmic reticulum to Golgi vesicle-mediated transport; GPI anchor metabolic process. Gene Ontology annotation, molecular function: phosphatidylinositol deacylase activity. Bases 3 to 2849 code for a protein of 948 amino acids.
CGAUGGGGCGGGCGUGCCGGCGGCUGCCCACCGCGGCGGCGCUCUGCUACGGGGCGCUGGCAGCGCUGGUGCUGUUAGGGGUGCGCGACGUGCUGCUCGUCUACGAGGAGAACCGCUGCAGCAUGACCUACAUGUACGAGUACCCCGAGUACCUGAAAAUAAAAUUACCGAAGAAAACAGCCAGACGUUACCCAGCAUAUGAACUCUAUCUCUAUGGAGAAGGAAAUUACGCUGAAGCAAACAAAAAUCUGAUUUUGAAAGGAAUUCCAGUUCUCUUUCUUCCUGGAAAUGCUGGAAGUUACAAGCAAGUACGUUCUCUUGGCUCUAUUGCACUUAGAAAAGCAGAAGAUGUUGACUUCAAGUACCAUUUUAAUUUCUUCAGUGUCAACUUUAAUGAAGAAUUAGUUGCGUUGUAUGGUGGUAGUCUGCAAAGACAGACAAAAUUUGUGCAUGAGUGCAUAAAAGUAAUUCUUAAAUUGUACAGGGAUCAAGAAUUUGCACCAACCAGUGUUACAAUAGUAGGUCAUUCCAUGGGCGGUCUUGUUGCAAGAGCACUGCUUACUCUGAAGAAUUUUAGGCCUGAACUUAUAAACCUCCUUGUUACACAAGCCACACCUCAUGUUGCACCUGUAAUGCCAUUAGACAAAUACCUUACUGAUUUUUAUACAGCUGUAAACAAUCAUUGGAUUCUAAAGGCCCAAGAUUUAAGAAAUUUAACUACCCUUUCUGUGGCGGGAGGAUUCAGAGAUUACCAAGUUCGUUCAGGACUGACUUUUCUACCAAGAUUGAGCCAACAUGACAGUGCCUUAUCAGUUGUGAGCUCAGCAGUGCCUAGAGCUUGGGCCUCAACAGAUCACCUCUCCAUAGUGUGGUGCAAAGAAUUGAUCCUGGCUAUGAUUAGAGCUUUUUUUGAUCUCAUAGAUGAAAACACAAGGCAGAUAACUGAGGAUCCAAAGAAGAGAAUGUCAGUAUUGAAUCACCACUUUGUGAGACAUCCAGCAAAAAUAUUUGAGGAAAAUCCUGAAGCUUUUACAGAACUCACAGGAGCUUUCAUGUGGAUUACAGUCAAAACCUCAAAAUGGACCUACUCAGUUUACAAUGAUUCUGAUGGAAAAUAUUUCACAUUUCCUCUUGCAAGCCACAGGAAAUCCUACACUCACAUUUACUGUCAAAACAGUAUGUUGGACAUGAAUAGCUGGAUUUAUGGCUGUAUAAUCAGUAAUUCAUCUAUGUGCCUAGAAGCCACUGAUUUAUCCUGGAGAGCUGAGCUACUUCCAACUGUCAAGGUUGUAAUACUGAAACUUCAGGAUUAUCCUUCUUUGUCCCACAUUGUCAUUUAUGUACAACCUACAGUUGGCAAUAAGUUUACUUUGGAUUGUGAAUUCUUCAGAGAGGAUUCCAGAAUAGUACAGCUUCCUGUAACACAUCUUUUUUCUUUUGGGCUUUCUUCAAGGAAAAUUCUAUUAAAUGCAACAGGCUUACUUUACAAUGUACAGCUCCAGCACUUUGACCAAAUAUAUCAAGCUUUCAAAAUCUAUAUAGAGAGCCAUUGCCAAUUACUCAAAGAAAGAAAACCUAGUGUUUACAGACUUCAUAUACCCUGGUCACUUGAAGACUCAAUAAUUGUAGCUAAAGUUCCAUCUUUUACUGAAAUUUCUGCAAAACUGCAUAUUGCACAGCCUGAAAAUGACAGCAGUGUUCCAGUGUUAAAUAUUUACUCUUCCUCAGACUGUCAGUACGAAGUAGUUCUGAAGACAUCACUUUUACAGAUUCUUGGGCAAAUAAUAAGGUUCCAUGGCUGUUCUCUUCCUGUCUAUGUUGUUUCUAAUAUUCUUCUUACCUAUGGAGGCCAGUUAAGCGCACUGAUAUCAACAGGCCAAUGUUCAGAAUUUUCCCUUGAACUAGUUAGAACAGCUAAACCCUACAAAGUAGACCCUGUUAUAAGCAUUGUUGUGUUUCUGCUGCGGUUUAACUGGUUUAGAGAGAUAUGGGAUUCACUGUCACUACCAGAGGUGGAUGCUGCAGUGCUGAGUAGUCAGGAUGCAUGGUUCCCCCUUGUGUCCCUGAUUCUAUUUCUUUUUGGGGCAGGCAUUGCAUACUGGAGUGGUAUAUUUUUCUCUUCAUCUCUGAGAAUCUUCUCUUCAUUAUGGUUAGCUCUAAUAAGACCUUCUGUACUUCAAAAAGAUAACAAGCUGAUUACACCCAGAAGAGUAUGUGUGGUGGUGUCUCUUGCUUUGGUUAGCUGGACCACUUGUGGUGCAUUUGCUAUAUUCAUAAUUUAUCUUCGAUAUGUGUUUAAGGUUAUUAAACUACAUGUAAGCGUAAGAGCAGAACAAAAUGUGCUUAAUGGGGAUUCAGAGCACUCAAAGGAAACUUCACAGAAUGCCAUUAAACACACGGUCAAAAAACAAAAUUCAGUAGAUGGUGCAUCAGAAGCAAUACGAUCUCUCUGCAACAAUAGAACAAUUGCUGAAGAUGUCAACAGUCUUAGGAUGCAUGUUGCAAUCCUCAAUUUGUUCACAUGGAUUGUGCUGCUCAACCUGCCGUCUUUAAUUUAUUGGUUAAAAAAUCUCAGGCACAAUGUUAGACUUGAUCCUGACCCAUGUAGCUCUACAGCUAUUAUCCUUGUACCAAUUUUAGAAAUUCUCAUGAAUUCAAGUACUUCUGAAGUGAAAUCAAGUAAACUCUUGAAGAUUGCAGCCAAAGUUCCACUCCCUUUGUCUGUUGCAAUGUUGGCCUUUGGGCGAAUGCAUUUAUACAAAUGCCUCAGUUCUAGCUUGUUUUUAGGGUUGAUUUAUUUGAGCCAGUUGGGAAGACUUACCAGUUUAUGCAGUGACUUUCCAAAAUGAAGCACAAAUGUUGAAGUAAGCACUUGUUUCGUCACCUCAAAGCAACCCAACAGUUCAAGUUAUCAGUAAGUCAUUAAAACUGCUCUAAUUCAGUAAGAUUGUUACUUAAACCAGUGUCAUUGUUACUAGUAAUCUGUGUGCUGGUCUUCUAGUCUUAAAAUUUUAUACAAAAGACUAGAUUGUGCAUAGUGUUUGUAAUCAGAAAAGCUGUCUGAAUAGAUUGUAUGCUGAUACCUUCUUUCUAACUAAAUGUAUGCUACAAUAUGUGUGCAUGGGAUAACAUAUAUGUGUGUAUAUAUUUGUAGCUAGAAUCAAGCAGUCCAUUUAACCUGAAGAUUACUAUUCAACUGUGGAAGAAUAGAGUAGAUUUUCUACUAUGAAAUGGCUGUUGGUGAAGGAUCAUGGCAAAACUGCACUGCAGCCAUGGCAAAAGGCCUUCUGUGAAAUAUGCAGGAUCUAGUUUCUGUAGAAAGUCAUUUCCUUGGUCUUUAUGGGUCGUUUUUGCUUGCUACUAUAUUUUUCUUCUACUUUUGGUUUCCCAUCUUAAUUAGCUCUUCAUUCUAUGCACAAGCCUGUUUGUCUUAGUGAUUUUAUUGGAGCUACAGACAGAAUAAAGUAAUAGAAUAAGAAGAGUUAACAGUCCCAGUGUAUGGUAACUCUGAUAGCUUUGAUAAAGACUUCCAAAAUUUUCCCCAGUGUAAAAUAUACUAAACUGUAGCAGCAUAGAAGAACACCAAAUUUUUCAUCUAUCAGUAUUUUUCUAAAGCUAGGAAUUGUGUUGAUACUUGUUAGCAUUCUUCUUUGAUACAUAGGUUACAGAAUUUUGUGUAGCAAUUACUGUGUGACUUUCAAAUCUGAGAUAGGAAUAGAACACGCAUUUUCAGAAAGAUACAAUCCUGAUUCCAAAAUCCCAAAUGCCAGACAUUAUCACAUCUCCCUUGAUGCUCCUUUCUUCCAGAGGUUAUUUACCUUCACUGGGGGGAAGUCUUAUUACUAGUUUCAAUUUUGUGUGCUUUCUGUGUUGUUUGCUGGAUGAAAAUCUUGUUUUUGGAGAUGUACAUCUGGAUUUUGCAGACAGUGAUUGUGGACUGUCUAACUUCAGCUGCUUGAGAGCUAGGCAUCUACUCCCAAUUAGACCCCUGUAUAAUCAUUGCAGGAGGGGGACGAAGGGAAGAGUGCAAAUCCAGAGAACAAUUUAUCCCAUCCUAAGAGAGGAUGAAUGAUACUACUUACCAUUCUGAAAAAGACAGGGAUUUAUAAAUGUCUAAAAUUGUUUUUUCAGGUAAAUACAAUGAUUGUUUAUUUUUCUUCUUUCUAGAGAAGGAGUUCCUGUUCUGCAAAUUUCUAGUUCUGCCACUGUUCUCUAUUAAAAUCUCAGCAGAAAUGUAGGUUAAUCCUCUAGAAGAGCUUUAAAUUGACUAUGCGAUGAAGUUUAAACAUUAAUCAGAUACCCUUUAUUAUGAGUAGAGUACGUUUAUAAAACAUUUUUGGCAAUUGAAAUGUCUCUUAAUACCUUUAAAUUCAAUUCCUAGUUUACUCUUCUAAUAUAGGCUAUCUAAAUUAUCUGGGAGAAGAGGAGCAAGAUGGAAAUUAACUUGUGAUGGAUUAGAGGAACUCUGCUCUGUAAAGGAAGAUUACUCUUAACAUGUAUUCCCCAGUUCCAGUGUUCUCUCCUUUUUCAAAAGUUGAGGUAUUAGCUUUGCAAAACUGCUGCUCUUCAUCUAUGUGGAUGUUCACCACGUUUAGAUGGAGAUUAUGCUGUGAAAAUGAAUGUUUUUUGGCUUGUACUUGUGAAUACAUUCAAUAUAAGAAUCAUUUGUACGGCUCUUUUCUACUGUUUUGUAAGCUUUCAGAAAGAGAAUAAAAAGCAGGACAAGAACAUAGAGUACCAAAUAUUAUUGAUUUUAAGUACAGCAUAUAUGUACAGCAACAUCAAUAUUGUUUUAGUGGUAUUUACUGAGAGGUCUCUAUAGUUCGAAUUGCUCUUGAUGUCUGUAAUUUUUUUCCAGUUGAUGUGAUUAACCAUGCAAGUUUUUCCCUAUGGUUUUAUCACUCUGCAAUAAUAGUAGACUCAUUAUGAACCAAUAAUUAUACAUGUAGCUAUGUUUGAUAAAGAAAAAAGUAUUUCCUCUUAGUUGAAUGUACCAAAUGUACCUUGAAACUAAAUGAAUAUUGUCCAAUGGGGUAUUUUCAGUUCUGAUUUAAAAGUGGAUUUCAGUAUGUCAUGUGUCAGCAUCAUCUUAAAAGGGGAUUUCCCCCCCCCCCAAAAAUGCAGUAACAGAAUUUUCAGUUACUAUUAUUUUUAGUAUAUAGAGUUCUGCUCUGAAUUUUGAGUGAACUGGUACAUGUAGCAAUUCAUUCUGAAAUACUCAUUUGAAAGUUAAAAGAAAACAAAAGAAAACUGAAAAGAGUAACUGCAGGACAUAGCAGAAGAAAUGGAGACUUUCUGUAUGUGUCUGAAACAAACAAAUUUUAAGUGAAGUUCUCAUCUAUAAACUAAUUUGGUUAUCUUUAAAAUCAAUGUUUAGAAAAAAAGUGUAUUCAUGCUUUAUUUUUGAAAAAAAAAGAAAAGUAUUUUUGUUUAAGUUGAUACUUAGUUUUCCAGUAACAAGUUUAUAAACUCGUCACUUGGCCUUUUUCUGAAAUCUGAUACACCUGAGUUCUGACAGGAAAGAAUAAAGUUAAUUAUGUGCUUGUGAACAAAUGUAAACAUUUCAGAAAAGUUUGAUCAGUUUUAGUUCAGUACAAUGAUGAGAGAGUUGAGAUAGAUUUUUGUAUUAUUUAUAAUGAAAAAAGAGCAUCCGUUUUAUAGACCUUCAGUACUCUGAUUUACUGAAAAUAUUUUGUGGGGAGAAGAUUAGUGUCUGUAUGAUAAUUGUGCUGCUGUUUUAAGUCACUAAGCUACUAGAAAAUUGUUAGGUAUGAAACAGUGUAAAUUCUUAAUGUUUUUUUUUUUUUACGUUUCAUAGUGAAUGUUGGGCAUUUAUUUUUCAUGUUUGACUCUUUACCUUGUGGAAAAUAAUUGAGUAGCUUUUUAUAAACAGCACUGUACUAUAAAUGGUUUUAAAACUGUCAUCACGGUUGCAUUAGAGCGAGAUAUGUUUCUGUCACCAAAGCUAUAUGCUACCCUUCUAUAUCUCUGGAUAUGUGUGCCAAUGAAUGACAAUUAAUGAACAGAUUCAUUUUUAUGUUAAAUAGUUUUUCUACUUUUUUAGAGUUAGAACUUUAAGCUAGUAUUUGUAAUAAAAUAUUUAAAGCCUCUAAAAGUUUGUUCGAAAACUUUUUACAAAUGUAAUAUUUUUGACACAUUUUUGUUUAUGGAAGAAUGUAAUCAAAGCUUUUAAUCAGCUUAUUUAUCUUAAAGCUUAAAUUAAAUAAAAUGUAU